Molecule: messenger RNA, 2047 nt
Organism: Zootoca vivipara (common lizard)
Lineage: Eukaryota; Metazoa; Chordata; Lepidosauria; Squamata; Lacertidae
Gene: RAB19
Product: RAB19, member RAS oncogene family
Molecular function (GO): GTPase activity; GTP binding
Source: RefSeq, a predicted model, not a curated record
GAGAGCUAUACCUGGCCGUGCAGGGCCAAGUCGCUCAGAGCUCCAGAAGAUCAUGGCUUUCUCCAGUUCUGACAUGGACGAGGCUUUUGACUACUUGUUCAAGAUCAUUCUGAUUGGAGACUCUAACGUGGGGAAGACGUGCGUGGUCCAUCGCUUCAAGUCUGGGCAAUACCACGCAAAGCAGCAGAACACUAUUGGGGUGGACUUCACGGUACGUUCGCUGGAGAUUGACGGCAAGAAAGUGAAGAUACAGGUGUGGGACACAGCAGGUCAAGAACGCUUCCAGACUAUAACCCAGAGUUAUUAUCGCAGUGCCCAUGGGGCUAUUCUUGCUUACGAUAUGACCAGGAGGUCCACUUUUGAGUCAAUUCCUCGCUGGAUUCAUGAGAUUGAAAAAUAUGGUGCUGCCAACCUGGUCCUGAUGUUGAUUGGGAACAAGUCGGAUGAAGCAGAGAAGCGCCAAGUCCUGUUUGAAGAUGCUUGCACGCUAGCGGAGAAGCACGGCAUCCUUGCUGUAUUGGAGACAUCCGCCAAAGAGGCCCAAAAUGUUGACGAAGUCUUCAUCCUCAUGGCUAAAGAGCUGAUGGCCAGGAACACCUUGCAGCUGCAUGGCGAGGCUGCCUAUUCAGAUACUAUCCAUCUGGACAGCAGGCCAGUGGUUUCUACUUGGGAUGAUGAGAAGAAGUCCAACUGCUCAUGUUGAUGAGGUGCUUCAAGGGGAAGAAGCCACCAGGGGCGAUUCCUGGGGCCUGCUUUUGUUAUGAGAACCCUCCUGCUAGCCUCACUUUGCCACCCUGAUAACAUUUCAGCCAGGCAACUUUGGCUUUGUGUCGUUCUUCAGAAGCAGAGGCCACCCUUUGUUCUGACAGUCAAAGUGGGUUGAGACUGGCAGUGCUAGCUUUUCAGUCGAAGGAAGGUUUAUUGGAAGCCAUUUGCUUAAGUGGACAGUUAACUGUUUUUUUUGCCCAGUCUGGUGUCUGUUUGUUUCCACCAAUGGCUGGGGAAAAUAAGGGUGGGUUUACUGGUCACUACAAUCCCUUCUUGUAUAUGUUAGCUCCUAAUUGGAGAUGCUACUGACAACCAUUGGCAGCCGCUGUAGUGAAAUGUUAAAAGGAUGGCUUUGAAUGGUUGCAUCCCAGAUUACUUCUUUACCAAGCAACCCAGUGCCUUUGUAGCAAUCUCAGAAACUUGAUUAAUCGAGGGCAGUUGACUGGUCUUUUUGUCAGUUUACAGUGGUACCUUGGUUUAAGUACACAAUUGGUUCCGGAAGUCUGUACUUAACCUGAAGCGUACUUAACCUGAAGCGAACUUUCCCAUUGAAAGUAAUGGAAAGUGGAUUAAUACGUUCCAGACGGGUCCGCAGAGUACUUAAACUGAAAAUAUUAAAACCGAAGCAUACUUAAACCGAGGUAUGACUGUACUUAGGAUUCUCCCUACCUCUCCUUGCCAUCAAUGGCUAGCCUUUAUGAAGAUGUUUAAGGCGGGAUUUUUGUGUGCCUCUGUUUCCUUUACUCCGAUUGAUGGCAAACCAAAGUAAAAAGCGUUUAUAUGAAGUUCCCUUUCGGAAAAUUGAAUCGACUGAAGUGGUUACACCAGAGUUUUCCAACUAUGGGUAAUAUUGUUUUACGUCUACUACAAGUUUAUCAAAGAACAUCCCUGGUUUAGCCUAAGGGGGGAUCUGGUCCAUAGGUCACCAGCCUCUUUUUAGGCCUUGUGGCACAUUUGGAGUUUUUAGCAAGUGCGGUGGGUGUCGCUUCUCUCUCUCUCCACCUCCCCCGCCCCCCGCACAAAGAGCCAGUGGAAGAGAGCACAUCUGCAGACAAUUCACUUUUUGUGGGAUAUGGGUGAAAGUUGGAUUCAGUAGAAUUUGAGCCAUGGAAAGCCCAUAGAUCUGAAAGAGGAAGUGGCAAAGAACAAGACUUCCUCCUAUGCACUUACUAAGGGAGAAAAUGGUAAUUACCCUAAGCACCAUAGCUGCCAAGUCUCCCGUUUUCCCCGGGAAAUCCCCGUUUUUCCAGCUGUUCCUAGCUGAAAAAAUGGAUUUUUU